AUGGCUUUCGUCGGAGAAGGACCCGUCGUAUCCCACCCGGGUCACGGCUUCGUACAAACUGCCGGUGCCAAUGACCGCGCCGGCAGGAGGCCACAGGAUACUGGAUCUGGCAAUAGACGCCGGAACAGGAGACGCAACGAGGUGCCCGAGACCAAUCAAGGGUCUUGGCCCUCACCCCCCUCUGACCCCCGUGGCUCCCGCGGAGGGGCCAGGGCAAAACAAAAAAUUCACCCCUCGGAGAAGUCGCCGGGGUCCUGCUCCCCAAGGGAGGGGCCCCAGCAUGGUGGUCCAAACAAUGCGCCUAGACACCCGGGUCAACGCCGUGGCCCUAAGCCACGGGUGUCCCGGGAUGGCGACACCAUCAUGCGCGACGCGCCCGCGCUUAACGUGCAGCCGGUGAGGCAGCGCGGCAUCUCCAUCCCUCACCCCCCUCCUCAGGGGGACGUGGUGAUGGUCGAUGUGUUCACUGCGUCCCCACCAUCUGAAGUGGAGGACGUGGUGAUGGUCGACAUGUUCAUCACGUCCCCCUCCGUUGAACAACAAUUGGCGGCACUCGCCCUUGCCGCCCCACAAUUCGCCCUGAGUACAGGGGAGGAGCCUCAGGACAUCGAAAUGACUGAGGCCCCUCCCCUGUACUUCUUUUAA
This is a messenger RNA of Aspergillus bombycis, 645 nucleotides long. RefSeq lists its product as uncharacterized. NCBI's taxonomy places the organism in Eukaryota, Fungi, Ascomycota, Eurotiomycetes, Eurotiales, Aspergillaceae. The coding region runs from base 1 to 645 and encodes 214 amino acids. The transcript is spliced from 4 exons. The record is from RefSeq and is a predicted model, not a curated record.